Molecule: messenger RNA, 453 nt
Organism: Pestalotiopsis fici W106-1
Lineage: Eukaryota; Fungi; Ascomycota; Sordariomycetes; Amphisphaeriales; Sporocadaceae
Product: 40S ribosomal protein S19
Exons: 4
Coding region: 1-453 (150 amino acids)
Biological process (GO): translation; ribosomal small subunit assembly
Cellular component (GO): ribosome; cytosolic small ribosomal subunit
Molecular function (GO): structural constituent of ribosome; RNA binding
Source: RefSeq, a predicted model, not a curated record
AUGACUGGAGGCAUUUCUGUCCGCGAUGUCGAUGCUCAGAAGUUCAUCGAGGCUUACGCCAGCUUCUUGAAGCGUCAGGGCAAGCUGCCCAUCCCCGGUUGGGUCGACACUGUCAAGACCGGUCCUUCCCGCGAGCUUCCUCCCCAGAACGUUGACUGGUACUACGUCCGCGCCGCCUCUGUCGCCCGCCACGUCUACCUCCGCAAGACCGUCGGUGUUGGCCGUCUCCGCCGCGUCCACGGUACCGCCAAGAACCGUGGUGUCCGCCCCAGCCACCACGUCGAUGCCUCUGGCAGCGUUGACCGCAAGAUCUUCCAGUCCCUUGAGAAGAUCGGUGUCCUUGAGCAGGACGAGGAGAAGGGUGGCCGCCGCAUCACUCAGUCCGGCCAGCGUGAUCUGGACCGUAUUGCCCAGACCGUCGUCGAGGAGGACGAGGAGGAGGAUGAGGAGUAA